Messenger RNA from Arabidopsis thaliana (thale cress), 302 nucleotides. Its product is annotated as glutamine-tRNA ligase/glutaminyl-tRNA protein. Gene Ontology annotation, biological process: translation. Lineage: Eukaryota; Viridiplantae; Streptophyta; Magnoliopsida; Brassicales; Brassicaceae. The transcript has 4 exons. The coding region runs from base 1 to 291 and encodes 96 amino acids. The record is from RefSeq and is marked reviewed.
AUGCUAGCGUUCGUGUUCAGAAACCGAAAACAAAGUUUGAGAAGUUCUGGAUCGGCCCAUUUAUUGGUGACAGAAACGGGUACCUUUUCGAAUCCAGGAGAACUAGAGAAUUGGCUCAACGACAUUAACACAAACUCCAGAGUAGUAGUUUCAGAUGCUUUUGCUGUACCAACUCUUAAAGAAGCUGCCCUUGGGGACAAAUUCCAGUUCGAGAGACUAGAUUCUACCCCGGAAAAGCUAGUGUUUAACAGGACAGUCACAAUGAAAGAAAGCUCAAGUAAACCUGGGUAGUGAGAACAGUC